This is a messenger RNA of Nelumbo nucifera (sacred lotus), 1502 nucleotides long. RefSeq names its product protein HOMOLOG OF MAMMALIAN LYST-INTERACTING PROTEIN 5-like. Gene Ontology annotation, cellular component: multivesicular body. Gene Ontology annotation, biological process: late endosome to vacuole transport via multivesicular body sorting pathway. Lineage: Eukaryota; Viridiplantae; Streptophyta; Magnoliopsida; Proteales; Nelumbonaceae. The record is from RefSeq and is a predicted model, not a curated record.
AAUAUACAACCGUUAGAAACUUCGCACCCACCCAUAUUAUAUAGAUUAGAUACUAUUAGAUGAGAAUGGCGAGACUCAUCACCCAUGAAUCCAAGAGUUGCAUCUUGCAUUAGCUUGUGUUUUUUAAUGGCAACUCGAUGCUUAUUCCAAUUUCAGUUUUCAGACAAGCCUUUAUACAAACAACGCUAGGAUUUGCAAGGGAUUCCAUUCCUCCAAACAUACAAAGACAGACUAUUAUAGCACUCUCUCUCUCUCUCUCUCUCUAAAGUCAGAACAGGAAAACGAUGGGUAGCGAGAACGAACCCGCCAAACUCCUCCUUCCUUACCUUCAAAGAGCUAACGAGUUGCAGAAACACCAACCCAUGGUUGCUUACUACUGUCGAUUAUACGCGAUGGAACGGGGGCUAAAGAUACCUCAGAAGGAGUCUACAAAGAUGAUUAACUCCCUCCUUGUUUCGCUCAUGAAUCAACUUGAAAAGGACAAGAAUUCAAUGAAGUUGGGGCUUGAAGACAACUUGUAUGUGGAUGGAUUUGCCCUAAAUGUUUUUGCAAAGGCAGAUAAGCAAGAUCGGGCUGGGCGAGCUGACCUGAAUACUGCAAAAACCUUUUAUGCUGCUAGCAUCUUCUUCGAGAUUCUUAACCAGUUUGGUGAACUCCAACCUGAUAUAGAACAAAAACAGAAGUAUGCUGUGUGGAAAGCAGCAGACAUAAGGAAAGCAUUGAAAGAGGGGAAGAAGCCUGAACCAGGUCCUCCUGGUGGUGAUAAAGAUUUAACGAUUCCAUCAAGUACCACAAAUGGUGCAUAUGAACUUGGACAUGAAACUCAACAAGCUUACCAUCCAGGAUCAGAAUCUGAUGCAUCUGCUCCUAUACGUUGCGAUGUUGACCACCAACCUUCUGUUAAUUUGACACCAUCUUCCUCUUAUUCAACUGCUGAUCACCUUUCCAAUGAGUACCACCAGCCUCCACCAGUCAUCAGACAAGAAAGUUACAGGCAAAAAAAUUCUUACCCUCAGCCGCCACCACCAGUCAGUAAACAAGAAAAUUCUGCUUACCCCCAGACGCACCACCAAUCCUACCAGCCUGAACCCCGGCAAACAUUUCCUCCGACUUUGCAUGCUGAAACAACGCCAACUCCUGCCCAAACAUUCCAGUAUGACAGCAAUUACGAGCCACAACCUGAAAGGAUUGCUGAGGCACACAAGGCUGCGAGGUUUGCUGUUGGGGCUUUGGCAUUUGAUGAUGUGGCGGUUGCAGUUGACUUCCUCAAAAAAUCACUUGAACUAUUGACAAAUCCAUCAGCGAGCCACUAAGCCUUGCCUUCGGUCUUUAGAAUUGAGUGCUUUCCCGCACUGUUUUCUUUUUUUUUGGAUGGGUUAAUUUUUGUACAGGUUGAUGUAUAAUUGCUGGAAAAUGGUGGGAUGCUACAUCUUCAUUUAUUGGCAUUCUGUUCCUAGAUUUUUACACGACAUGAAUGAAAUACAUGGUUGCUUCUAAAAUUA